CUGCAUUCCUGCUUCCCUUGUUCCCUCAGGGGAGCCAUGCCAGGGCCAUGCUCUCUGCUUAUGGUGCUCCUCGCCUCCCUGGGAGCCAGGGCUCUGUCCAUGGCUGCUUUUUGCACUGCGGAAAGGCCAGAUUGGGGACGCGGUGUGUGAUUGCCGCGGACUCAGUUGGUGAAGAAGGAGAUGGCUGCAGGCCUAUGUCUCAAAGGUGCUACAAGAUCUCUCUUAUUGUGGCAGUGUCUGACCAUCUGGAUUAAUAUGUCUGAAGCAACCACACAAUGUUACUGUCCAUGUUGUUGACACAAACAUUAGUCUGAAAUGGGAAUGGGAUAAUCCUUGCAAUCUCAAUGUAACCUUUUCAGUCCAGUACCAAGGAAAUCCAGAGGAUGAAGAAAGGAGCCCUGAAAAGUGGUCAGUGAUUUUGAAGUGUCAAAAUAUAACAAUCAUGGAAUGUGAUCUCUCUUCAACAAUGCUACAUUAUCUUGAUGAGUAUAUUGUGAAUGUGAGAGCGGAAACCACAAAAGGUCACUCUCCCUGGGCAAAUUUAACAUUUUGUCCUUAUAAAGAAGCGAAGAUUGGUCCCCCAGGUGUGUGGCUUGAGUCCAUAAAUGGAAAUGAGAAAAUUAACAUUUUACAUCCUGAAGCAAACCAAUCAAGAAAAAUGUGGGAGUCAGAUAAUUUAAGCUACACACUCACUAUCUGGAAAAACUCAUCCCAUCCUGAGGAAAAAAUUGAGCCUGUUUUUCCAGGACAAUUUAUUCAUGGCCUUGAACCAGAGACUACUUAUUGUCUGAAAGUGAAUGCACAUUUGAUCGAUAACAUCGGUUUAAAUAGUGCAGUUUACUGUAAACGAACCCCUAAAGCUUGGACUGGUCUGCCUAUUCCUGAAAACCUUCGAGUACAUGCCUUGAAUAUGAAGUGUAUCUUAUAUUGGGAUACUCUGAAUGAGGGAAAUGUGAGCUACCUGGUACAGUACCUCUUGGGACACAAUUCACGGGCCUCUCUUGAUAUCUCAAAGAAUUGGGCCAAUGUAACUGGAUGCAAAAAUGUCCAAACUGCACAUUGUGAUAUCUCAUCUUCUGUUAGUUUUGAUGGAAUUUAUUAUUUCCAAGUACAAGCUGUGCAUAAUGAUAAGAAAUCACCUUGGUCUAAAAUGCAGCAAUUUGAACCUCAAAAAGAUAAUCAAAUCGGCUCUCCAAGCAUCAAAGUUAAUGCCAGUGAGGAAUCACUUCUAAUUUCCAUUGCUUCUCCUGGAGAAACUGAAAAUAAUCCCAUGAGUAAACUAUAUAAAUUGACUUACAGUAUUUGGUACUGGCCAAAUUCUUCAUAUACCAAGAAGAAAGAACUUGGGGAUAGAACAUCGCCACCAUAUGUGAUCUCAGGCCUGAUUCCAUCCACUCUAUACUGUCUUAAAGUGCAAGCAUUUUCUCGACAAUAUAAUAAAAGUAGCAUGUUCAGUAAUGUAGAAUGCAUUGAAACAGCUAAAGGAGAGUCUUUAGCUUUACACGUAAUAAUUAUAAUUGCAAUUACCAUAGCCAUUGGUGUAGUGGUAGCAGGUUUAAUCGGUUUUACAUAUUACAUUGGGAAGAAAGUCAAAUAUGCAUUUUUUCCAAAAUGCAGCCCUCCUUUGACCAUAAAGAGCAUUGAAGGAAAAGAUGUGAGCAGUUCCUAUUUGCUGACUUCAGAAGAACCAAAAGAAGACUGUGUUGUCAUUGUUGACAGUAGUGCUCCAAAUGAUGUUAAUCUGGUUGAUGUGAAAGACCAUAAAGAGUUGGAAGAGAUCAGCCAAGACUCAGGAAACUAUUCCAAUCAUGAUGAUAUUUCUGGAGAUAAAGAUUCCUGUAAAAUCACAGAACAGAAAGCAACAUGAGUCUUGACAGUAAUAGGCAGAAUCUAGAAGAUGGAUAUCACAAAUGUUGUAUCCCAAAAUAGGCUAGCAGGUGGCAUUCAAUAUUUUGAAUUUUGUUUACUGCUAUUGGAAGAACUGCUGGAAUAUGGAGAACAAACCUUAAUAUCUGUCUAAAACAUAAUGGGAAAAUGUUUACACCAUCGUAUUAACUGGAGGUUGGUGCUUAAAUGUGUGGUAAAACACAAAGAACAUCCUGCGGACUGUAAAUUUAUGCUGGUAUGGAUACCAAGUUGAUUGUUACAGUAAUAGUUGUCAAUAUUAAUAGUCUUCUGCGCAUUAUGGACUGCAGCAGCUUCCAAAGUACUGAAAGGGUCUCCAGCUUUUCACAAAGAGGAAGGCACUUCUUCUCUGACCAAAUGUAUGCCAACAUUGUGAGUGUUGGCUGAUGUUGGUGAUUUACAGCGCACAUACAGAUUACUGGUGCCUUAAUGUAAUCUUAUGCAAGUUUACAAUUUCUUUUGUAACUACAUAAUGGUACUGUCAAGAUUGCCAUAUAGCUGCAUGUAUUACACUCCUGAGUUAAACAUUCUUUAUAGCUGAGGGAUAGGAAUCCCUUUUGAGCCUGGAGUUGAAUCUCAAUUUGGGAAUAGUUUCAAGAUCUGCAUUCCAGCUAAGGUGGGGUUAAGGGGACAGGACAGCCCAAGUUAAAUGUACAUGAUUUAAUGCAGGAUAGUCUAGGGCAAUCUUUACUGUUGGCAAUCAAGAAAUCAAAUGACAAUCAUUGACCAAGCUAUCAGUGUUUCUCAGAACAUUUUUUAAAAAUGAUUUCUGUAUCCUUUGUUUCUUAUCUUUAAUCUUCUAAUCUGUUUUCUUUGAUGGAAGGAUGAGUAUUAAUGUGUACCCAUUGAAAUGUUCUUUUCUUACAGGAUAGCAAGAGUUUAGCAACAUUGAAUAGAUCCAUUGUGUUGCUACUGAUAUAAUGUUAAUGAAGGGGGAGGCGAUGUGUGGCUGCAUUCAUGCUGGCUGCAAUCCAUUGCUUUUAAGUCUUCAUUCUGCUCCACACCAUCAUGGUUUUGCUGAAAUUUGAGCUCCUGAGGCAUAUGCUACGCAUGAGUGAUUUUAGUGAGGUUGAGUACAAAACUGACUGAUGUGGGGUGGAGAGAAUAUAUUUUCGUAUCACUCUCCAUUUGUAGCUAUAAUGGAACAAAAAAGAGUAGUCAGUGCAUGGUAUUUGAAUGCCCACCACCUUCGAGCUUUAUUUUUAAUUUUCAGAAAGUGCAUCCAGGAAGCAUAUUUUUAUCUGAAUGAAUACUUUGGCUAAAAGUGAUUUUGGGUACUGUGGGCGAGGCUAAGGGGCCUAGCUUGGGAGUGGCUCCUUUGGGAUCCAUGGAGAGCUCACUAUCACAACAGAAAAUAUGUGUACCAGAAGGGUUGCCAUUGAACAAACAAAAAUACUUUAAUGAGGUAGUUCACCAAACAAAAAUUCCUUGGCCACUGCCUCGGCUGGGGCGUCUUUCACUCUAGACUUAGAGAGCUCAUGGUUCUCCCUUCCUCAAUUACUUCACUGACGUCCCCCCCCCCCCCCGGGCUAUCUUUCCCCCGGCGAUAGGCCUCAGAAUGCUCCACUUCUGACUUCCCAGGCACACCGGGGCAGGGAGCAUGUUCGCACUUCUCUCCCUUUAGCUCCCACCAGGUCCCUUCUAGGUUUGCCAGACCCCAGACAGAGCUUUCUCCACUGGGGCUAUAGUAGGUGCCACCAAACUCCCCCUCCCAAUGGCGAUUUGGGAGAUUAACUGGCUGAUAACGGCCUACCCGAGGGUGUCCUCAAGAAAUUUGCAAGCUGAUCGGGCAUCCGACCCAAAAGGGAGUGCUGGUAACCUGUUCUUUCCCUUUUCCGUCCGCCUUGCUAUGUCCCCAUCUUCCACGUAAUCUCUUCCCCCUGGCCACCUGCCCCUCUCUCCUUAUAAGGGCCCUUGGCUCCUCCUCUUCUAUCCGGGUCGUUGCCUUGCCCUCACAUUUGUCGCCCACCUGUCUCCUAUUCUCCUCCAACUCCCAUCCCUCUGUAUCUUCUGGGUCCUCCUGCCCCCUUCUACCCUCCUCACCCAUUCAACCCGCUCCUGCUUCUCCAACCCUCUACAGGUACAUAAAGAUUUUUUUCAAAGCACAAAACAGUGAAGUGAUGUAAGUAGAUAUUGUAGUGUAAUAGUGAACUAUUACUAUUUUGCUGAAUUGCUAAGUCAUGUAAACAAAACCAAAUGAAGAUUUUGGAAGGCCAAGAUGUAUGAGGGCACACCUGUCAGCACCCUGAUGAUGAUGAUGA
This is a messenger RNA of Sceloporus undulatus (fence lizard), 4166 nucleotides long. It is a transcript of the gene IFNAR1, whose product is annotated as interferon alpha and beta receptor subunit 1. NCBI's taxonomy places the organism in Eukaryota, Metazoa, Chordata, Lepidosauria, Squamata, Phrynosomatidae. The record is from RefSeq and is a predicted model, not a curated record. Bases 443 to 1867 code for a protein of 474 amino acids. Gene Ontology annotation, molecular function: protein binding. The transcript has 12 exons.